AUGCAGGAGGAAGAGACAUACACCUCUCUUCAGUGGGAUAAUCCAGCACCAAACCCUUACCAGAAACAUCUGUCUUCCACCAAAAAUUCAGGAACGUGGUGUCUUGUGACAGUGGUUUUAUGUAUCUUCUGCAAAGGCUCAUUAGCAACCUCCAUUUUCUUGGGUGUCAAGCUGCUCCAGGUGUCCACUACUGCAAUGAAGCAGCAAGAAAAACUCAUCCAAUGGGACAGAGUACUGCUCAACUUCACACAAUGGAAGAGAAACCAUGGCCUCCAGAUGAAAUAUUGUCAAACGUUGAUGCAGAAGUCUUUCAGUUCAGCCCGUAACUGCAGCCCUUGUCCAGACAACUGGAUUCAGAAUGGAGAAAGUUAUUACCAUGUCUUUGAAAACUGGACAAUUUGACACACCAGUAGAGAGGAUUGUUUGAAGGAGGGAUCUAAGCUUCUACAAAUAGACAGCAAAGAAGAAAUGGACUUUAUCACUGGCAGCCUGAGGUAGAUCAAAAGAAGCUAUGAUUACUGGGUGGGACUGUCUCAGGAUGGGUCCAGACAACCUUGGCUUUGGCAAGACAGCUCCUCUCCUUCCCCUGAUCUGGACCCCCAAUCAACUAACCAGGUCUGUGGAUACCUCAGAAACAACGGCCUUUCUUCCGCUAACUGCAGCAUUUGGAAAUAUUUCAUCUGUGAGAAAUACGCAUUAAGAUCUUCUACCUGAAAGAAAUUUUGCUUGAAGUGAUUGCUCCAUUACGGUAAUACCUGCAACAGAUCAUUGGAAAACCUGUAACAAUGAGUUUAAGAGCCAGCGCAGAAGUAAACCAGUGCAAGGGUUGUGAAACCAGCUACCUGAGACACAAAACCUAUCCUGCAUUUACACUUGGUAAUAUUCCUCAACAUUUUCCAGAUGUUCCUUUGACAUUGUUCAAAUUAAUUACCAAGAAUAAAAUUGGUUUAGAGCAACAGAGGACAAAACCCUGAAGAGUGGAAAACAAGCUGAAGAAAAAUCAUUUCUAUUUGUCAUUUUUUUUCUUCCUCUCUCUCUCUCUCUCUCUCUUUAAUUUAGAGUGACUGUGAACUCCACAGAAAAAUCUAUAAGUCACUGGGGAGAUGAUGCAGUUUUAGCUGACUGAUACUCUUUUAAAUAAAUGAAUAAAUGUGAUCUUUUAAACUCACUGUUUGCCAGAUCUUUCUGUGCAUUUGCUGGGUUUCCAGGCAUUAUGUUAUUGGACCAGUAGGAUGGGAGGAUAGAGAUAUGGAUUUUCAAAUUGGAAGGAAGACAGGAUGCUCUCUGCUGCCUGUAAGACAAUACCAUUUUUAGGACUGCAGAAUUCUACUGGAGAGAUGAACAACCAGAGCUACACAUAAGUGGAAGGAAUAGUCAGGCUGCCAAUAUCAGCGUGUCUCCAGUAAAGAAGAGCUGCGAGCUGCCUUCCUGCCUCUCACUGACCAUCCCCACCACUCGCAAAUCAAAAGACUCAAGAUCUGGAUUCUCAAGAUUAACACUCCAGCACUUCUAACUACAUGUCUCUGUGUCUCAAUGUCCUCCUUGAAAAACAGUAAUAGAACUUGCUUCAAAAUAUUGUUUGAGGACUAAAUUAUUAAUAUAUGUAAACUUGCUGAGAACUCCAUCUGUUCUUGCUCUUGUUACCUGGAGCAUCAGUCAUCUCUAGGCAUCAACCUCAUUUCUGUAUUCCAGAUAAAAAUGACCCCUUUACUGCUCAUGUUGUAAGAAGAUUGAGAAGAUAAAGUGUAUGGGUUAAUUGUCACCAAGUAUCUGGAGAGAAUAUCUGUCUUAAAGUCAAUAAAUCUAUAGACAAUCCCUGUCCUAGGUCUGCGGACUCCUUGAAGCAUGGACUAGCUUGUCCCCCACAGACAACGGAUGUGAAAGUGUCUGAUGACUUACAGAAAGGAAAAUUUCACUCAUUAUUAUUACAUUACUUUUCUACCACUUGCCUACCAUCCCUAGAACAACACCUUACCAUUCAGCAGAUUCUCAUCAAAUAGAUGUUAAAUUCAAUAUAAUUUUACUUACUCUUUCAUUUCUCACAAGGAGUAGCUGAGAUACAUUAGAUUCUCAUCUUUCUCUCCUCAUAAAAAAGACACCACUUAAAUAAAUAAGGUGAAAUAAAACCUAAUUCACGGAGGCAGUAGAAAUCAUUUAAGUGAACCUGGAAGUCUAUUGUAAAAGAUGACCUCUGAAGGAGACAUUCCUUUAGGGAUGGGAAGGGCAUGUUUUUGUGUUUUGUUUCUUUAUUUACCCUUGACUUGGAGCUUAAAUGGUGGGAAUUUCAAUAAAAGGGAUUAUUCUCUAGUUUUCUGCUGAACCUAGAAAAGGAAAAUAGCAAAGAAAACACAGUAUAAAUUGUCCCCUCUGGUUUUUACAGCUGGCAGCUCAAUGUAAUAACCUGGAAUAAAGGGGAAAUAAUAGCAAAUUUUAGAAGCAAAGACUGUUUGUCUUCAAGAUUCUUCAAAGUAUUGUCAUGGAGCUGUGUUUAGAGAAAGGAUAGGAAGCAUUUAAUAACUCUUUUUAGAAGAAGUACAAUGAAGCCAGAGGCAAACAUCCUACAGCUGACAUCAUCCGCCAGCAUGUGAUGCAGUAUUUACAAGUCCGAGUUUUAUCUACAGAGCAGCUGGCAUAAGCCUCUACAGAUUUCCUCAGUGGUAAUAUUGCUUUCCACACAGAUGGUAUGGGUGGAAGAUUUUUCCUUGCAGUUUGCUGUUGGCCCAGAAAAGCAAGGCCUUUUUCAACACAGUGGUAAAAGACUGGACCUUAACACCGGGAUAAUCAGUUUCAUAUCCUAGUCCCACCAAUAAUGAACUGGGUAUCUGAUCCAUCUCACUGAGUUCCAGAUUAGUUUUUAAAAAGGGAAAGGAUAGAAAAAAUAAAACCCUGUCCUAUAAAUGUAAAGAGGCUUUUUUAACAUGCUCUAUCCAAAGGACAUUAAACGUAUGAAAAGAAAAACUUUGGUAAUAUUGAUAGAAUAAUAAUAUCAUUAGAUUCUAAAAAUCGAUUCAUACAAUGAAACUUGUAAAAUAAGUUAUGUACACUUGAAAUCAGAUUAUGCAGCUUUUUGUAUUCUUCAAAAACUGCAAGAAUUCCAUUAGAAAGUAUUCGACUCCCAAAUAUUGAGGGCAACCCUGAGGCAACUUUCUAGACCUUUCUACAUAUUUCACCAUCUGCUACUAUCUCUAAAGUAAAAGCUCCCAGCACACUUCUCACAUUUCCUGCUGUUACAAGGCCCCUGACCUGUUUCCUGUUGAUAAAUUUUAAGAGCUGGUUCAAUAUCCUCAGGAAAAGAAAUAGCUCAUUGUUUACCCUGGGGAACUCGGAUCUACCAGGAAAGGCCAUGUUCCUCAUUUAACAUUUCCCCACAGUUUCUUCAGAAUUACCUAAACACACAAGAGCCUAGAAGAAAAAAAGUUUUCUCGUGUUGGAAAACCCAUUCACGGGGUGCUACCCUCUCUGAUUCUCAACCGAAAAUUGUUCUCAGAAAGUCAUAUUAUGAUUAUUGCCUAUUCUUAAAAUU
Molecule: messenger RNA, 3523 nt
Organism: Balaenoptera musculus (blue whale)
Lineage: Eukaryota; Metazoa; Chordata; Mammalia; Artiodactyla; Balaenopteridae
Gene: CLEC9A
Product: C-type lectin domain containing 9A
Biological process (GO): receptor-mediated endocytosis
Cellular component (GO): membrane; cell surface
Source: RefSeq, a predicted model, not a curated record